GUCUAAAUAUUGGCCCUUUCGUGAGGAGAGAAUAUCACCACUCCAAUCUAUAGGAUUUGGGGAACUCUGUGUGAAGAUAGAAGAACAUGGGUCUGAGAGAUCAGUACUGCAAUGUACAAGACAAGAAUAAUCUCUACUUUCAUGCUUCUCCAAAUUUCAUAGAAUGGCUCAAGCCAUCAUCAUCAUCAUCUUCUUCUUCUGAUGAGACUUGUCAAAACGAGGCCGUUCGGGAGACCAUCCAGUUUCUGCCCCCAUCGAAAGAUUUGGAAGUCGGAGUGGAAAAGGAGGUGUUUGGAUCAGUGAAAGAAGAGAAGGUACUGCUGGAGCAAGUUGGGGUGGCUUUGCACAUUGGGUUGCCUACUAAUUACACAGAAGAAGACAGUGAUAUGAAGAAGAAGGUUACUGAUGUUAAAGAAGAAGACGAAGAACAAGAAGAAGGCAUGAGGAUGAGGAUGAUGAAGAGAAGCUUCCAUGGAUCUUUCAACCAAGAGAGAAGGUUCUGGAUACCAACUCCUGCACAGAUCCUAAUUGGGCCGAUGCAGUUUGCUUGCUCCAUAUGCAGUAAGACCUUCAAUAGGUAUAACAACAUGCAGAUGCAUAUGUGGGGACAUGGGUCCGAAUUUAGGAAAGGACCAGACUCGCUUAGAGGAACACAACCAGCGGCAAUGCUGAGGCUACCAUGUUAUUGCUGUGCUCAUGGCUGCAAGAACAACAUCAACCACCCUAGAGCCAAGCCACUGAAGGACUUCAGAACCCUGCAGACUCACUACAAGAGAAAGCAUGGCUCCAAACCCUUCAUGUGCAGAAAAUGUGCCAAGACUUUCGCUGUGAAAGGGGAUUGGAGGACUCACGAGAAGAACUGUGGCAAGUUGUGGUAUUGCACUUGUGGUUCAGAUUUCAAGCACAAAAGGUCCCUUAAGGAUCAUAUUAGGUCUUUCGGAAAGGGCCACAAACCCCAUCCUUCUCUCGAAGGUUUUGAGAAGGACUCCGAAGAAGAUGAAGUCAUUACUCACACAUAAUCUAACACAUAAUAUAUAGCUGUGUGUUUGCUGUCAAAUUUUACACACGUGUUGAGUUCACAUUGCAGAAUUUGACAGCAAACACCUAAAUAACUUAAAUUUACUUUGAAGUCUUUGGCCUUACUGUUAUUAUGAGGCUUGUUCUUACGCUUGUGCUCAGUAACAAAAAGUUCUCUAGAAUGGAAGUGCUGAGGCAUGACCAUAGGGAGCGGUUUGCUAGGGAGCACUUGCUGGGUGAUGACGAGCUAUGUCUAGCUAGCUAGUAGGAUAUAUAGAGGUUUGCUUUGUGGUUAAUUAUAAUAAGAUGGUCAUUACCUCUUAAGUGAUGAAGUAGAUGAAUUUUCUUCCCAUAAGAACAGGAAGAAGAAGUAGUAUUUAUUAGUAACCUCUUCAAUAUGGGGAAAAUUUAUCCGCUUCAUUACCAAAUGGUGGUAAUCACCUUUUGAGGACUUUAAUUUGUUGUCAUAAUCUAUAUUAUAACUUUGUUGUAUAUUAUGGAUUUGACUUGAUUGCUAUAUGGCAUUAUGGUUUUGUUUCUGCACAGCUAA
Messenger RNA from Neltuma alba, 1567 nucleotides. RefSeq names its product zinc finger protein WIP3-like. Gene Ontology annotation, biological process: anatomical structure development; regulation of gene expression. Lineage: Eukaryota; Viridiplantae; Streptophyta; Magnoliopsida; Fabales; Fabaceae. Gene Ontology annotation, cellular component: nucleus. Bases 87 to 1019 code for a protein of 310 amino acids. The record is from RefSeq and is a predicted model, not a curated record. The transcript has 2 exons. Gene Ontology annotation, molecular function: DNA-binding transcription factor activity.